AUGGAUCGUGGGAAAAAACGCAGUCGUGGAAGAAGAAGAGGCUUCGUACAAACUCUAUAUGAGGUGGUGAAUGAUGUUUCGACAGAUUCAACAAUAUCGUGGAGCGAAAGCGGGAAGAGUUUCGUAGUUUGGAAUGAAUCCGAGUUUAUCAGAGAUUUUCUUCCCAGAUACUUUCUACGCCCGGACUUGGAAGCAUUCAUCGUCCGCCUUCUUACCUAUGGCUUUACCAAAGUUGUUGUUGAAGAGUCCUCUUCUUCUUCUGAGCGAUGGGAAUACGCACACCCUUGUUUUCUCAGAGGUAAACCUGAGCUUACCGCAGCAAACUCUUUUGUGGUUACUUCAUCCCCUGAACUUCUGAGAAUGAGAAUGAGGGAGUUGCAGAAGCAGAGGAUCUUAGCGAUUAAGAGGAUCCAGGAACGCCGCCGUCACCAACCCGUCGUUGCGCACAUCUAA
Camelina sativa (false flax) is the source of this 453-nucleotide messenger RNA. Lineage: Eukaryota; Viridiplantae; Streptophyta; Magnoliopsida; Brassicales; Brassicaceae. The record is from RefSeq and is a predicted model, not a curated record.